This is a messenger RNA of Juglans microcarpa x Juglans regia, 1799 nucleotides long. RefSeq names its product protein RALF-like 24. The record is from RefSeq and is a predicted model, not a curated record. Lineage: Eukaryota; Viridiplantae; Streptophyta; Magnoliopsida; Fagales; Juglandaceae. Bases 193 to 570 code for a protein of 125 amino acids. The transcript has 2 exons.
ACAAGUGGGUUGGAUGGUAUGGUAGACAACAGUUAUCGCUUUCGUGCUUCACAGUUCAUCACCUUAAGGUAAUCCACGUCUAGAACUUUGGAACAGUAUGUUCCAUUUAUGACCUUUCAACCACCAAGAAUCUCGGUUUCACAAUUGACAACACAAACCCAAAACAAGAACACUUGAAACACUUGAUCAAAAAUGUCCAUUCCCAGCCUGGUUCCCCUGACCUUCCUCUACCUGGUACUGCUUUUCCUCCAUACCCAAGUGUCGAUCUGCAAUGGGGUCUCAGUUCUGGGCCUGGAUUCGCUGGAAAACAGUGAAAUGGAUGCAAUGGUGAAAAGGGUUUGCACCCAAAAGAUUGGGGAAUGUUUUUCAGAUACUGAGAUGGAUACGGAGACCAACAGGAGAGUUCUGGUGAUGCAGAAGAAGUAUAUAAGCUAUGAGACACUGAGGAGGGGCAUGACUCCAUGUGCUAAACCGGGGGCAUCAUACUACAAUUGUCAGGCUGGAGUGGCAAAUCCUUACAACAGAGGUUGUGAGGUCAUUACUAGAUGUGCAAGAGGAUGUUGUCGUUGACAUCUUUCUGGAUGGGCAUGGUCACCUGAUGCCAAAACAAUUGCUGGACGUGCAUAGUCACUAUGUUGUCUUUCUUCUUUGGUGUUUCUAAGUUUAAGGACUAUUGCUGCAUAAUCUCCACAAUUUCCAUUCUCUUUUCUUCCUAGAUCCAUGACCCAACCGAUGAAUAUGAUCCCUUGUUUCCUACAUUGUGCAUCAAAUUGCUCAAGCAAGUUGAAUGACAACAUUGUCUUUAGUUGUACCUUAGGCUGCCUCAUAAGCAAGCUAACCCCAAUUCUCCAACACUCAUGGAUGUCCUAGGGACUUUUUGCCUGUGUGCAAUAUUUGAUCAUUCAAUUUACAAACUUUUUUUAGUCCUUGUACAUUUCACUUUCUUCUUUUCAUUCUCUUUGGUAGUAUCAGAGUGGCCUUGGUUGUUCUAUGCAUUGCAACUAUGUCGUCAUGAAAGGCAAAAUUCCUAGCAGCUUGUGAUAUGAAUAAACUGCUACACUCAAACUUAAUGAUACAUAAUUAGAACAACUAAAGUUGUGCCACAUUUUUCAGAUGAUGCAUAUGUUGUGCCAUUGACAAAUACUUGAUUAAGUCUAAAAAUUGUGAUGGUUACUUGGAUUAUAUAGUCUUUUUUUUUUUUUUUUACUUGGAAUCUCUAUAACAGAAAGCUUGCAAUGUUAGAUCCUAAUUAGCAAUUUCAUCUAGAUUUUAAUGAAGUAACUAGUCUGAAAACUAGUGCAUCCUAAAAUUCAGAGUAAGAUCAUGGGGCAAAUAACCAUCUGCCUUCUCUGCACUUAAAAGUUUUGGCCAAUCACUGGUCCUUGCCUGUACUUUUUCAUUUUUAAUGCAUUUUCUCCUCGUUUGUGUUACUUUUUGCUCAUUGAGACGGCUAGGGUAGCUGACACCUAACAUGAUGCUUUUUGUUCUUGGUAAAUUGAGGAUCUGAAAGUAUGAUUGAUUUUGUGAUUAGAACUCGCACGGCACAAGUCAAGUUUUGUUUAACCUCAAUUGCAAUAAUAAUCUGAAUCCCUAGAAUGACCUUAUGAAAAACCACUGCCAAGUCUUGCCCCUGGCCUCCUAGUCUUAGAUCAGGGGAAGGAACUAUUUGACGAAUUUGCAAAAUUCUGUCCAUGGAAACAAGUUUCUUUUCUUGGGAAAUUCUUCUCUCUCUUUUAUUUGCUUUUAUAACUCAUUUAUCCUGUAGAAUUGUCUAGUGAAAUGCGUCCUCUCUCUUCAAC